Molecule: messenger RNA, 770 nt
Organism: Gamsiella multidivaricata
Lineage: Eukaryota; Fungi; Mortierellomycota; Mortierellomycetes; Mortierellales; Mortierellaceae
Exons: 1
Coding region: 147-692 (181 amino acids)
Source: RefSeq, a predicted model, not a curated record
CCUUUGCAACUUCCCCCUUCACUUGGAUUACUUCCGCUAAACACCCAUACUCUCUCUCUCUCUCUCACGUACCUAGCCCUCAACGUCCCCCAACCCUCUACCCACCUUACCUUCACGACACAUCCUACCUAACUCACUUCUUCAACAUGCGUUUUUCCAUCGUCGCUAUCGCUGCCGCUGUCAUCGGCGCCGUAAUGGCCGACCAGGCCUAUCCCACUGUUCCCACUGGCGAUACCAAGUGGAAUGCCGGCAAGAACUACACUGUCACUUGGAAUCUUAUCACUACUGAGAAAGUCGCACUCACCGUUGACCUCUUCAAGGGUAACGCCAGCAGCCAGACCCUUGUCAACAAGUUUGGUUCAGCCAAGGCUGGGGCCACUUCUUUCCAGAUUAGCCUCCCCAAGACUCUGCCUGCGGACUGGUACUCAAUCCGCGUCGGAGAUUCGUGGUCCCACUACUUCAUGAUCAGGUCCACAACCGGUGCCACCCCUACCGGGGCCAUGCCCACCCCUGUCUCUACCGCGACUGCGUCUAGCUCUUCCUUGCCCACCGUCGGCCCAGCGACUGUGUCUGCGAUUGGCGCCAAGGCCGCGCCCACCGCUGCCAACACCCCAAACAGCGCCGCAUACUUGUCUGCCGCCCCCAUGGCCAUGGCUGCCGCUGCCGUCGCUGCCGCCGCAAUGGCUUUCUAAUUCCUACUGUAGAAGAAGUUAAAUACGGACGCUGUAUAAUUUAGCACAAUAAACAACAUUAAAGCUCGAAUGCAAUGC